Messenger RNA from Equus caballus (horse), 3629 nucleotides. It is a transcript of the gene VEGFC, whose product is annotated as vascular endothelial growth factor C. Gene Ontology annotation, cellular component: membrane. The record is from RefSeq and is a predicted model, not a curated record. Lineage: Eukaryota; Metazoa; Chordata; Mammalia; Perissodactyla; Equidae. Gene Ontology annotation, molecular function: growth factor activity; chemoattractant activity; vascular endothelial growth factor receptor 3 binding. Gene Ontology annotation, biological process: induction of positive chemotaxis; positive regulation of protein phosphorylation; positive regulation of endothelial cell proliferation.
GAGGAAUAAGUUCCAGCUACCAUUGGAAGUUUGAAAAUUUAACCUAAUUGAAUUUUGUUUCUCAGAACUACUGUUUUCAAGGUCAGAUUCAGCUAUCACAUAUUUUGUAACUUGCCUGAAAACUUCUGAUAGACAUUUCUUCUUAAGCCUCGUAGGAACGCGUUUUACUGAUGUUUUUCAGCAUGGGUUACCAGGAAAUCAUAUUUUCAGGGGGUACAGGGACCCAGAUUUAAUUCCCAGAUGGUUUGCGUGUGCCUUCUUUAAUCCUUCUAUUUUAUUUCAUUGUUAGAGAGCAGAGGGUAGUUGAAACAGCGUGGAUUUUGAGGUCAGAACUGGUUUUAAUUUAACACUGCACCUUAGGAGCUGGAUGAUCUUAACGCUUCUGAGUCAGUUUCUCCUUUGUAACUUGGGGGAAAUAGUAUAUCGUUACGGCAUUGUAAGAGAACUAAUUUAAAGCAUGAUGUCAUGUUAGCUACCAAUAAAGCAUCAGUUCCCUCUCCAGGGCCUGUCAAAAUCAGUAACUCCGUCAGUGUGAUUUUCACUCUUGCCUUCAGAGUCCUUGAUUGAGGUUUUCUGACCAAAGACUCACAGAUGGAAUAAAGUUCAUCUCAAUAUCCAUUUUAUUCAUGUAAUAUCUGCUGGCUAAAUAAUUAAAUAUAAAUAACAUAUUGCUCUUUUCAGGAUAGCAGUGGCCUCCGUGUUGCUGAAGCCAGUGUACAGUUGUCAGAACUCCUUGUCCCCUGUUCUUUUAUGUGAUGGGCAGUCAGGUGUGGCCACAAGAGGAGUCACAAGAGGGGCACAAGAAAACAAAGUCUAUUAUACUCACAGGAAGGGGUCACCAUGUGCCAGGCAGGGUCACAGGGGAAGGUUUUGGUGAGGAGGCAGAAAGCAGGAGUGAGCAAGAGGAAAGAUAAGACUAGAGCCUUUAUUGGGGUUUCCUAGGGAGAGGCUAGGGAGAGGCAAGGCAGGGCAGCGUUCACAGUUUGGGACUGGUUAGUGUGAAUAAUUUCGGCGGGCUCUAAGUUAGAGGGGCACCUAGUUGCCUGGCACCUGGCCUUGGGCUGAUUAAGGCAGAGGAGUCUUGCCUCCUGGGGUGCAAGGGUCAGAUAGGGAGGUCUGGCUCUGGAUUGGUUUGUCUGCAUAUCACAGGCUCCCAACUGAGCUCCUUGUUAUCUCUAAGAGUUGGCCAGCCUUAGAGGGGCUUUCUCUACCCAGCCAGAAAAGUGUUUUAAUUUUAAGAUGUCAAAACAUCAUAAUAUACAGAAAAUUAAAAAAUGUGUAUAUUGCAUCCUAUUACUUGACUUCAGCAGCAUUCACAGCGGUUGCUCAUUCCUUUUCCUUGAUCUCCUGCCUGCACUGGUUUUCUCUGCCUCACCGGGUGCUCUUUCUUCUUCUCUGCUGCUGGCUAUUCUUCUCUCUGGGUUUUUAUAUUGAAGUGCCCAGGGCUCCACCCAGCAUCAUCUAUUCUUUCUGAUAUCCUCUCACUCUCUUGGUGAUGUAACCCCAUCCCAUGGUCCUAAAUAUCCCCCUAUUUAUGUCUUUACUCCAGAUCUCUCUUCUGAACUUUAGUAUAACUAACUCUCUUUCCAACUCGCUAUUUGACAUCUGCACUCAGAAAGCUAAUAGACAUUUCAAAUUUAACGUAUUCACAAACUGAGCUUCUGAUCUCCUCCACCCCUGGUCAAAUUUGCUGAAUCCACAGCCUUCUCUAACUCAUUCAGUGGCAAUGAAUUAUUUAAGUUGGUCAAGGCAAAAUGCAUGGAGUCAUCUUUGACUUAGUUCUUUCCCCAUAUCCAGAUUCAUCUGGGAAUCCAGUCCUCCUGGCUGAGCCUUCAAAGUAUAUCCACAGUCUUACCACUUUUUACCACAUCCACUGUCACCUGACUGAUCUGGGCCACCAUUACCUCUCACCUGGAUCACAGCAGUGAUCUGAUCACUGGCCUCUGUGGUCCUACCCUUAACCCUCUCAUAGAGUAUUCUCAACAGAGCAGAAGGAAUAAUUCUUUGAGAAUGUAAGUCACGUUACAGCCCUCUCCUGUUUAAGGCUCCAGAAUAACUCUAUAUUUCACACAGAGUAAAAACCCAAAUCUCUACAAAGGAAUAGCACUUAGGAUUCUGGAAAUGUUUAAUCAAAAAGAAUGUAACAACUGGUCUGUUUUACAGAGAUGUGGGUGUUCAUGCUGAACUCAGGGACCAGCAACAGUGGGAAGUCCUGACCACCCUGGUCCUGCAGGGGCAAGACUUAUGCAGGCAAAGAUCUGGAGGAGCAGUUACGGGCGGUGUCCAGUGUAGAUGAACUCAUGACCGUGCUCUACCCAGAAUACUGGAAAAUGUACAAGUGUCAGUUAAGGAAAGGAGGCUGGCAACAUAAUAGAGAGCAGUCCAACGUCAAUACAAGGACAGAAGAGACUAUAAAAUUUGCUGCAGCACAUUAUAACGCAGAGAUCUUGAAAAGUAUUGAUAAUGAGUGGAGAAAGACUCAAUGCAUGCCACGUGAGGUGUGUAUAGAUGUGGGGAAGGAGUUUGGAGCAGCCACAAACACCUUCUUUAAACCUCCAUGUGUGUCCGUCUACAGAUGUGGGGGCUGCUGCAACAGUGAGGGGCAACAGUGCAUGAACACCAGCACAAGCUACCUCAGCAAGACGUUGUUUGAAAUUACAGUGCCUCUCUCUCAAGGCCCCAAACCAGUAACAGUCAGUUUUGCCAAUCACACUUCCUGCCGAUGCAUGUCUAAACUGGACGUUUACAGACAAGUUCAUUCAAUUAUUAGACGCUCCCUGCCAGCCGCCCAGCCACAGUGCCAGGCUGCAAACAAGACCUGCCCCACCAAUUACGUUUGGAACAAUCGCCACUGCAGAUGCCUGGCCCAGCAAGAUUUUAUUUUUUCCUCUAAUGCUGGAGAUGACUCUACAGAUGGAUUCCAUGACGUCUGCGGACCCAACAAAGAGCUGGAUGAAGAAACCUGUCAAUGUGUCUGCAAAGGGGGCCUUCGGCCUUCCAGCUGUGGCCCCCACAAAGAACUAGACAGAAACUCAUGCCAGUGUGUCUGUAAAAACAAACUUUUCCCCCACUCGUGUGGGGCCAACAGAGAAUUUGAUGAAAAUACAUGCCAAUGCAUAUGUAAAAGAACCUGCCCAAGAAAUCAACCCCUAAACCCUGGAAGAUGUGCCUGUGAAUGUACAGAAAAUGCACAGAAAUGCCUCUUAAAAGGAAAGAAGUUUCAACAUCAAACAUGCAGUUGUUACAGAAGACCAUGUACAAAUCGACUGAAGCAUUGUGAGCAGGGCCUUUCAUUCAGUGAAGAAGUCUGUCGCUGUGUCCCUUCAUACUGGAAAAGAACACAUAUGAACUAAGAUCGUACUAUGUUUCAGUUUGCCAAUUUUCUAUCAUGGAAAACUGUGUUGCCACGUUAGAACUGUCUUUAAACAGAGAGACCUUUGUGGGAUCAUGGUAACAAAGGCAAAGUCAGUGUUUCCUGAACCAUGUGGACAACUUUACAGAAACAGACUGGAGCUCAUCUACAAAAGACCUCUUUCAAAGACUGGUUUUCUGCCAGUGGCCAAACAGCCGAGGUUUUCGUCUUGUGAUUAAAAAAAAUAUAUGAUUAUAUAAUUUAUUUCCACUAAAAA